Molecule: messenger RNA, 3131 nt
Organism: Periophthalmus magnuspinnatus
Lineage: Eukaryota; Metazoa; Chordata; Actinopteri; Gobiiformes; Gobiidae
Product: fibrinogen-like protein 1
Exons: 9
Coding region: 1232-2116 (294 amino acids)
Biological process (GO): negative regulation of T cell activation; regulation of immune response
Source: RefSeq, a predicted model, not a curated record
AGGUGGGUUGGGGCAGAUUCAUGGUUUUCGAGAUGAUGAUGGGUCGUCUCAAAUUUCAUGUUGCAGUACCAAAAAUAUGAUGUCUUUAAUUUUUUUGCCGCUUUCAUUUAGUCAGUCAGUAACUGUAGACAUGUUUUGCUGUAAAUAAACAGAUUUAGUGUUCAAGAUUUGCUGCGUGUACCUGGUCACGGUGGCUCCGUGGCGCAAUGGAUAGCGCAUUGGACUUCUAGUUAACACUUGAGCAGUGAUUCAAAGGUUGUGGGUUCGAGUCCCACCGGAGUCGCACUUUUGACUUUUUGCCGUGAAGAAGUCCGUUAAAGAAUAAACCAAAAUGCGAUUGUCGUGAAGUCUUUUGCCAUUUUUACAGUGAAUGGAUUCUAAGCACAGAAAAUAGAAAAAUUACGUUAAUUCUUAUUCCAGUGGUUGUUGUCUGUAUGAAUGUUUUAAUGUUAGUUGCAUAUUAUAAGACCAGGUUAGGUUCACAUCACAACACUCUACAAUCAUAUAAUAGAAUUCUUUGGUGGAAUUUGCUGUUUGACCAUCAGAUUACAGAUUUGUUGACCUGAUUUAUCAGUGUCUGUCAUUAUUGGGCCUAUCCACAUGAAACAAAAGCUGGCUUUAAGGUCUUCUCUAUAAGUAUAAAUAAACAAAAGUAAAAUUAUUUUUUUUGCAGGUUUUUGGAGCCAGUCGUAAACAUGUAAUGAUAAAGUUAAACGUUUGUAGAUUGUAAAUUUGGAUACUUCUUCCAAAAGCAGUGAAUCUCCCAUAGAUAUGAGACCCCUGCCCUCCAUUAUGAUAUCAUGAAAUACUAGAACAUGAAUACAGCCUAUUGGACCUAAACAUUUUAAAAAGUAGCAGUAAGGAUAAAGUUAAAUGACAAAGAUAAAGAAUGUAAAUCCAAAAUAACUAGUUAAGCUGUAUACUAAAUUAUUUAAAGCCACACUUUUCUAGAUACUGCAUGCAAAAGUGUCUAUUCAACAAAAAAUGUACGGCUACCGACUUACUAAAGUGGAAUGUUUCAUAUGUAUAUGUCGUAUUUCAGGUAAUUGUAUCUUGUAUCAUCUCUCUUUUAGGGGAUAAGAAUGGAGCAAGAAGUGUUUGUCCAACCACAAGAUGGCAUUGGUUCUGCUUUGUUACCUCCAGGAGGACAGAUUAAAACAAAUUGAAGCCAUGAGACAGUUCCAAAAGGUUUUGCUGAGGAGAGAGGGGCGUCUGGAGAACAGAAGGGAAAAUGCUACAAUAUUUGUUGUCCGUUUUACUGCAUUAUGCAACUUCAAUGGCGGUCCCAGCGCCGUGUGCAGAGGUGGUGUCUCAGCUGGAGGCAGAGGUUUUGGGUUUGAUGGAGAUUGUCAGAGAACAGCACAGAUAUAUCCAAGAGCUCCACCACUCACAGGCCUCACAGCUGCAAAGUAUCCCCAACUCAUUCUUGGGGACUGGGAAUUUAUACAGAGAUUGCUCAGAGAUUUUUUCAGAUGGAAACGUGGCCAGUGGUUUGUACGUGAUUCGACCUGAUGGUGCCCCCUCUGCCUUGACUGUUUACUGCGACAUGAGGGAUGGAGGAGGCUGGACUGUGUUUCAGAGGAGAACAGAUGGAACAGAGAGCUUCGACAAGGCCUGGGUGGAGUAUAAACGGGGAUUUGGAGACCUGUAUUCCACCAGUGGAGAGUUCUGGCUCGGCAACGAUCCUCUGCACUAUCUCACCUCACAGGGAAAAUAUGAACUGCGCAUCAACAUGGAGGACUUUGAGAACAACCAGCGUUUUGCAGAAUACAAGAAUUUUAAAGUGGACGGUGAAAAGGAUGCAUACCAGCUGCAUUUGGGGGAGUACAGUGGAAAUGCAGGAAACUCCUUUGGUCCAUCUGAUGUUAAAUUCAGCACUUUUGAUCAUCCCAAUGUAAUCUCAGAUGAAGACACAGAGUGCAUUGGACAAAGCAGAGCAGGAUGGUGGUUCAGCAGCUUAUCAGUGCAAUCAACACCACCUGCCGUGGAUAAGAGGAGCCCAGACCAGAUGGCCAGAUCGUCCGUGUGUCAACAUCCUUCUCUCUGGACUGUCCCAGCUCCCGCGCUCCCGGCUCUGCUCCUGCUCCCCAGUCCUGGUGUGGCGCAGGUAAUCUGAAUGGCCAUUAUUACAGUGGGCCAUACCAAGCGCAGAGUGAUGACGGGGUGAUCUGGUACACAUGGAGGGGCUGGUGGUAUUCCAUAAAGUCUGUGGUGAUGAUGGUACGAGCCACAGACCUUCAACAAUCAAAUCAACUACAACAACAAAUACAGCAACAACAAGGCUCUGAGCAGGAGCGAGCAAAAGUGCACAGAAGGCUUUGACAGGGUAAAGGAACUGUAUGUGUCCUGCACUGUUUUUACAAUCACAACAAUGUUAGUUACCAAUACUGAAAUCUGCAGAUAGAGGACACAUACAAGUUUUUGUCAUUCUAAGUAUAGGGACACGUCACAAAGCUCAGAUUCUCCAGAAUUCACUCACUGAAUUGAUCAGCUGCAGGUGCUGAGGUUUAGGUAGUGAGGAUUCAGAUCAGAGUGUUAAAAGCCUGGCACCCCAGAUGAGAGACUCCUUCUGCUUUAUGACUGGAUAAUUGUCUUGAGAAUCUAAAUACCAAAUUAUAACAUCAUGUCCAAUGUUUUUUGUAAUGAAGAAUAAAUCAGCAUUACAACUGUUAUUAGCAAAAAUCUAAAUUUGACUUGAACAUGUUUACUUUGUAUGAGGACACAGAUGGGUCAUGUUUAUCAAAUUUAAAAUCUUACCUACUGUUCCUUUAAAGUUGGCUUUAUUUACCUGAUUCUCUUAUAAAUUAACCUACAUGGUGUCCCCUUUUAGGUUUCUAAGAACAAUAACUAAUUACCCAGUCCACUGUGUUUUGAGUGGUGUUUAAUCGUUAAUGCUAUAGUGUUUACCAUCUGAGAACACUACAAAAUUAGGUUUGAAAACAAAAAUUCAGUGAUCCUGAAGCAUAAUUUGCCUUUAUUUAAUGGCACUUUACGUUAGUUUAUGGUUAUUCCAGGAAAAACAGCUUGUAUAUGUAAAAUGCAAUGUACUACAAUGUAAUUUAUUUGCAUUUAUAAUAAAUGGGUUUAUUCUUUGCAUUAAAUCACAUGAAAUAAAUCCCCGUUAUAACCUU